ACUCAACAUGACGGAGAACAUGCCACAGGCUGAGGGUCUCAGCCGUCUAAACCUUCUGCAUGCCUCGCUGUUCUAACUCCACAUUUUCCAGAAACGGGUUCGCUCUCAGAAACAGGCUUUUGUUCCACAUUCUCUCUGCUGCCUCAUAAAGACCACCCUCUGCUCAGUCCAAGCCCCCUUCCACCUCCCCUUCCUCCUCCUCUUCCUCCGCCAGGGACCAGGGAGGUUUUCAGCACUCGGCACGGCGGCUCACAGUGGACAGCACCACAAAGACUCACUGAUUCCUUUGCAUCAUCCAGACACCUGACAGAAACCACAGCUGACAGCCAGUCUCAGCGUCCACUAGAGACACAGAGACAGCGGGAAAGUGAUACAAGAGAAGCAAAGAGGAAGUCUUCUGUGGAUUAUCUCUGAUAUAAUUCAGAUUUUCAGCCUUCAAUCCAAGCAGGCUUUUUCAGUUAGUCUAUAACAGAAUCAGCAGCAUGGAAGAAGACCUGGACGAGGGGCAGACCCAGAAAGGAUGCUUGGAGUGUUGCAUCAAAUGCCUGGGCGGCAUCCCGUACCCGUCCCUGGUAGCUACCAUCCUGCUGUAUGCGGGCGUGGCCCUGUUCUGCGGCUGCGGGCACGAAGCCCUGUCGGGCACCGUCACCAUCCUCCAGAACUACUUUGAGGUUGUGAGGAGCCCAGUGGAUGCGCUGGACGUCUUCACCAUGAUUGACAUAAUCAAAUAUGUGAUCUAUGGCAUUGCUUCGGCUUUCUUCGUCUAUGGCAUCCUACUGAUGGUGGAGGGAUUCUUCACCAGCGGAGCCAUUAAGGAUCUGUAUGGAGACUUCAAGAUCACCACCUGUGGACGCUGUGUCAGCGCUUGGUUCAUCAUGCUGACUUACAUCUUCAUGCUGGCCUGGCUCGGAGUGACUGCGUUCACCUCCAUUCCUGUCUUUAUAUAUUUCAACAUCUGGAAUAUUUGCCAAAACGACACUGUGCUGGAGGGGGCGUCGCUGUGCCUCGACCCGCGUCAAUACGGCAUUGUCCCGCUUGCUGAAGCAAAAACUGUGUGUGCUGGAUCAGAGAAGUUCUACAGGAUGUGUGGAUCUACUGAGCUGGAUAUGACGUUCCACCUCUUCAUCUGUGCCCUCGCUGGAGCAGGAGCCGCCGUUAUUGCAAUGAUCCACUACUUGAUGGUUCUGUCUGCCAACUGGGCCUACGUGAAGGAUGCCUGCCGCAUGCAGAAGUACGAGGACAUCAAGUCCAAAGAGGAGCAGGAGCUUCAUGACAUCCACUCCACUCGCUCCAAGGAGCGCCUCAACGCGUACACAUAGAGUCCAGCGCGAGGCCUGGCCCUGCCACUCCGGCCUCUCUCCCCCCCGCCUCUCCUCUUGCUUUCUCUCUGUCUCUCUCAACCAUCCCCUCCUGAGGGGGGGCGGAUGGCGCCUAGGGCCCUCGGCACUGCUGAUGUAACCGGUGCGUCAUGUGACAAUGUGGUCUGGAGGUGCUUCUCACAAAGCUCCUUCGUCACAAGCAGCAUCUCAAAUGAAAAAAAAAAACGCCCCUUUACCUCUCUCGUGGAUGGGUUUUUCUAAUCAUCGUCAUGGCAGUUGUAUUAUUCUUGAAUACGAGUCGUUUAGUGCUGAUUGUAGUUUUAGUGUAGUUUGUAGAAUCAGAAGUAGCAGUAAUAUUUCAGCUUUUUUAAGUUUUAUUAUAGUUUGUGUAUAAAUCUUUUGUUUUUAUUUGGUAAUUUUGCUCAUUCAUAAUUUAUUUCUUUUUCAUUGAUUUCUGAGGGGGUCAACAGGGGCUUUAAAGGGUUUUUAAGCACAUUUCUCGUGUGUGUGUGGAGAUUUCAUGUGUAAGAGUGUUUUAAAUGAAUGAAUGGUUAGUUUUUGAAAAUAUUUUGCAUCUCACACCUUAAAAAAUGCAAAUUUUGCCAGGAUUCCCAGGGAUUAAGACACACUUUCACAAUAAACAACUAUUCAGUUUGUUUUUCAUUAUGAAGUAGCAAACCAACUAAAUAUUAAGAACCAAAUCGAUGCAAAGAAAUCUCUGCUAAACAGAAAUUAUUGUUAAUAUAAAGGGGGAACGAGCCAAGUUAAAUUUAACUGAGGAGUAUAACCUUGUCAUUUAAAUCUAUUUUCGGAAAGCAGAGCAUUAUGAAUACUAAUCUUGUGUUUAAGCAAAACUCUGCACUGUAAAUAUGGUGACAUCAAAGAUGAUCUUUAUGUUUUUGCACUCCUGUUUAAAGAAAAUUAAAAAGAAGCGUAUCCAGUCUCCAUCAAUCUGAACUAAAAAGAAUGAGCCUGAAGCUGAGAAGUUUCUGCUGUAACGUCGGUCCUUGGUGGAUUAAUAAGAUGUGAUUAACGUGUG
This is a messenger RNA of Poecilia latipinna (sailfin molly), 2358 nucleotides long. RefSeq names its product glycoprotein M6Aa (gene gpm6aa). The transcript has 7 exons. The record is from RefSeq and is a predicted model, not a curated record. The coding region runs from base 483 to 1319 and encodes 278 amino acids. Gene Ontology annotation, biological process: neuron projection development. Gene Ontology annotation, cellular component: filopodium; neuronal cell body; plasma membrane. NCBI's taxonomy places the organism in Eukaryota, Metazoa, Chordata, Actinopteri, Cyprinodontiformes, Poeciliidae.